Homalodisca vitripennis (glassy-winged sharpshooter) is the source of this 843-nucleotide messenger RNA. RefSeq lists its product as uncharacterized. The record is from RefSeq and is a predicted model, not a curated record. Lineage: Eukaryota; Metazoa; Arthropoda; Insecta; Hemiptera; Cicadellidae. The coding region runs from base 5 to 739 and encodes 244 amino acids. The transcript is spliced from 3 exons.
GACCAUGGAAACAGCAGCGGUGCUAGCUACGAUCCUUGCGGUAGUCCACACCCAACCUACCAAUGACGUCACGGGCUUCUCGCUGCUGUCUGGAGUCUACGAGAAGUGUAGUCACCACCCCGACGUCUACUCCUGCCUCAAGAUGAGGGCAGUUACUCUCCUGGAUAGAGCCUUGGCCGCUGACUCCUUACCUGUCUCGGAGUUCGUGACCAUUACUAAGGAUCCAAAAGCAAAGGAUGACGUACCUCUGCGUCCAACUAACGGUGACCUAGAGGCGACCCUCCCGAGGGAUCUCGUCCAGAAGAGUUCUGCCCUUGACAAGAUGGUUCUGGACAGGCUCAGCCAGUUCCUCAAGACCAGAACUCUUCAGCUUAAUAUGCCUACGGAUGUGUUUGAAGGACGGGAGAAGGGCCUGAAGAUAAAGAAAGGAGGAAAGGGAGGUGGUAUCUAUCUUCUGAUGUUUGGGGCGUUUGGAGCCAUGAUGUUGCAGCUGUUCAUGACCAAGAUUGCGCUGAUAGCAGGCAAGGCUCUGCUGGUGGGCAAGGUGGCGCUGCUUCUAGCAGGCGUCAUCGGCCUCAAGAGUCUGCUAAGUCACGGUCACGAGGAGAAACAUGCCUCGCAGAUCAUUUACGCAGAGCCGGAAGUGCACCAUGGUAGCGGAGGUUGGUCGAGAAGUACACACAUCCCGGAAGCGGCCCACGACUUGGCUUACAGGGGUCAACGAUCUCUACAACACUAAUACUAUUCUGAUGGAUGUAUAUAGCUAUCGACAUUUUCGUUACUAUUUAUUCAAACGCUCCUAAUUUAUUACUACAGUCAGUAAAGUUAUUUAUUACAUUACAA